Messenger RNA from Sinocyclocheilus anshuiensis, 238 nucleotides. Its product is annotated as immunoglobulin superfamily member 3-like. The transcript has a single exon. The annotation marks the transcript as partial. The record is from RefSeq and is a predicted model, not a curated record. NCBI's taxonomy places the organism in Eukaryota, Metazoa, Chordata, Actinopteri, Cypriniformes, Cyprinidae.
GUUACAGGGUUUACAGGCCCAUCUAACCGGGAUUUUCAGUUCAUUCUCAAGAAACCAAAUGUGGAAUUAAAUAUGAUCAGUACCAGUGACCCAGACUUUGCCUACGGAAUGUUCUUCGGUAGAAUAAGAAAUAAAGAGAUUUAUAUUCAAAGGCUGUCAGGAUCUUCAGUUCUCUUGACAAUCAAAAAUCUGCUGGAGAACGAUGCAGGUGAUUUGCUCUGUGAGACCCUACACACAG